AUGUCGGAAGUACAAGGAACGGUUGAGUUUUCUGUAGAGCUACAUAAAUUUUACAAUGUGGAUCUGUUUCAGAGAGGGUAUUAUCAGAUCCGAUUGACCUUGAAGGUGUCCUCAAGGAUCCCCCACAGACUGAGCGCUUCCAUCGUUGGGCAGACAGACAGCAGCAGCCCACACUCAGCCUGCGUCCACGACAGCACCAUGCGCAGCCGCGUCUUCCAGAUCUUAUACAGGAAUGAGGAGGUGCCCAUCAAUGAUGCCGUGAUCUUCCGAGCUCAUCUGCUCUUAGAUGGUGAAAGGGUGGAAGAAGCGGUAAGUGAAGUCGAUUUCCAGCUCAAGGUGGAUUUGCACUUUACGGACAGUGAACAACAGCUGAGGGACAUGGCCGGGGUCCCCGUGAUCAGCAGCCGUGUGCUGGGCCUGCACUUCCACCCCCGGAGAGGCCUGCAUCACCAGGUGCCCGUCAUGUUCGACUAUUUCCACCUGUCGGUGAUCUCGGUGACCAUCCACGCCGCCCUGGUGGCCCUGCAGCAGCCGCUGAUCAGUUUUACUCGCCCGGGAAGAGGUUCCUGGCUUGGGAAAGGCGGCCCAGACACAGGACCAGAGCAGUCUAGCCUUUCCCUGGAAAACCUGGUCUUCGGAGCUGGAUACUGCAAGCCGACCUCCUCAGAGGGGAGCUUCUACGUGCCCUCUGAGAACUGCAUGCAGCAUGCUUACAAGUGGCACCGGGAGCUGUGCUUCCUGCUCUUGCACGCCUACCGGGGACUGCGCGCCUACUUCCUGACCAUCCUGAGGGACAUCCCCGAGCUGCCGCGCAUGGAGCUGGAGUCACUUGCUGUUGAAGAAACACUCUCUCAGCUGUGCUCAGAGCUGCAGAUGUUGAAUAAUCCAGAGAAGAUAGCUGAGCAGAUAAGUAAGGAUCUUGCCUGGCUGGCCUCCCACCUGAUGGCCCUGUGGACCCAGUUCCUGGACACAGUGACGCUGCACUCCCAAGUGACCACUUAUCUCACCCAGGAGCAUCACACCCUGCGGGUCCGAAGGUUUUCUGAGGCCUUCUUUUAUAUGGAGCACCAAAAACUUGCAGUCCUGACUUUUCAGGAAAACCUGAUCCAGACCCACAGCCAGCUGUCCCUGGAUAUCCGGAAUUCGGAGUACCUCACCACCAUGCCCCCGCUGCCCGCAGAGUGCUUGGACAUUGACGGAGACUGGAACACCCUGCCCGUUAUCUUCGAGGACAGAUAUGUGGACUGCCCAGCCACAGGAUGUAAUUUGAAUAUUUACCCUAAUUUUGAUGUUCCAGCAACAAGUCCAGCAAUAAUGAACCUAAACAACAGAGAGGAGAACCUUGUUGUAAAUAGAAAAUCACCUCUGAGGGAAAACCUAGUCUUGGCCUCCAUGAAACCACCCCCCACGGACUCUGAUGAGGAGGUUCUUAGGUGUCCAGGGCCCAGUAAGAAUGUUGCCACACCCAGUCAUAUGGACGUAUGCUCUGAAUCUCAGGUAUAUCUGACAGUUGGUGAAUUCCAGAGCAAGGCAGGUGUGCCUGAAGUUGACCAUCAGACUGGCCCAAGGUCUGAUAUUGGGGGGCAUCCGCUGGCAGAUGAGGACCUGCCCAGGAGGAGCCCUGGUCCAGAGGAUGGCCAGGCCCCAGCACUGACCUACAUUGACGUGAAAUCUAGCAAUAAGAACCCCUUCAGAGCAGAACCCACAGUGCUCACUGGUGCCCAGCAUGAGAGUGGGUGCUCCAGAGACAAGCACGGAUUAGGCAGAACUGAGCGAACCAAAGGGGUAGCAGGUGGAGGUCAUCACAGCGCUGUCUCUUCAGAGAAAACCACCCUGCAUGAGUUAAGUAGUCUAGGAAAGGGGGUAGACCAAGGGAGCAAGGUGGUGCUGCUGAGUCUGAAGGUCACCCCCUCAGAGCCCUGCGAGCACCUGAACUCUUCUUUGAGGGACCCCUUGGACAUCAAGGGUUCGCCAAAGGACCCUCAGGCAGAGGAGAAGGAGGAAGUGUGUAUCCUCUCUGGGGUCAUCAAGAGAUCUGCUUCCAUCAUCUCCGACUCAGGCAUUGAGAGCGAGCCAAGCUCCGUUGCCUGGUCCGAGGCUCGCAGCAGAACCCUGGAGCUACCCAGUGACAGGGACUUCUUGCACCAGCUGGUCCGAAGACACGCCCUGCACAGAAACUCCCUGGAGGGGGGGCACACCGAGAGCAACACAAGCUUGCCGAGCGGGAUCCAGGCCUCCCUCACGUCCAUUAGCUCUUUGCCUUUUGAGGAGGAGGAGCGGGAACUGGCACUCACGAAACUGACCAAGUCAGUGUCCGCGCCCCAGAUCAGUAGCCCCGAGGAGUCUGCUGAAGAUGCGGACUCCACACGGCAUAGGGGAGGUCCCUCUGAAACUUCAGCCGUGCCCACCGAGAGCACCAGCCCCUCAGCACGCUGCCUUCGACCUAGCGAUGGCCCCGCAAUCCAGGAAGCCGGGGUCGACCAUGCCCUUGUGGAGGAAGUCUCAGAUGCUGACAACCCGCAGGGCCCCGGUUACAUAGAUAUCCCCAAAGGUCAAGAGGAUCGGUUUGACCCCCAAGGCCCCUGUUGUCUGGAUGGCAGGACUGACAACCCUCCAGGUGUUGAAACCAAAGGUCUGGGUUUAAAAAUACCACUCCUCCUCGGACUUGCAUCACCUGGGCACAGAGCUUUGCCCAGAGAACUUGUGGAGACUCCGAAAGGCGUGCCUGGAGACUCCGAUGCAGGGACAGGAGCUCCUCUUGACAGCGGCGUGUUGGAUGCUGAGAGUUUCACCCACCCCAAGGUGCCUGAAGUAAGCUGUGCACCAUCCAUCGAUGUGGAUUCUGCAGGUGAGCAAAGCAGCUCCCUUGGUGUCAUGGAGGAUACGGGACUGAGCAGAGGGGCUGACACCUUCCCAGAGGAUGACUGUGAAGCAGGCGCGGGCUCUGCCGUGACUCAGUCCGUUCCCUGCCCGGUCACGGGGAGCCAGGAGCCCAGGCCAGGCACCUCCAUCAUGCUGUCCCACGUGACCUCUGCAGAGACCUUCUCUCUGGACAGCCUGAAAGCUGUCGAGGUCGUCAACCUGUCUGUAUCUUGCACUGCCACCUGUCUCCCUUUCUCGUCUGUGCCCAAGGAGACCCCUGCCAGGGCUGGAUUCUCUUCCAAACAGACCCCGUUCCCCAUCACUCAUCAACCUUUGGGUUCCUUUGGAGUCGUUCCUAACCAUUCCAGAAAGCUGGAGGAGGAAGUCAGCGAAAGGAUGUUCAGUUUUUAUCAGGCCAAAGAGAAAUUUAAAAAAGAGCUGAAGAUUGAUGGAUUUCUGUACAGUGACUUAUCUGUACUAGCUUCUGACAUACCGUAUUUCCCACCAGAGGAAGAGGAAGAAAAUUUGGAAGAUGGGAUUCACCUGGUAGUCUGUGUCCAUGGCCUGGAUGGGAACAGUGCAGACCUCCGGCUGGUAAAGACUUUCAUAGAACUGGGGCUCCCUGGAGGAAAACUGGAUUUCCUCAUGUCUGAGAAGAAUCAGAUGGACACUUUUGCGGAUUUUGAUACCAUGACCGAUCGGUUACUGGAUGAAAUCAUUCAGCACAUCCAGUUGUACAACCUCUCCAUAUCGAGAAUUAGCUUCAUCGGCCAUUCUCUCGGCAACAUCAUCAUCCGAUCGGUCCUCACGCGGCCUCGGUUCCGGUAUUACCUCAACAAACUCCACACCUUCCUGUCACUGUCUGGGCCCCACCUGGGGACCCUGUACAACAAUAGUGCCCUGGUCAGCACAGGCUUGUGGCUCAUGCAGAAACUGAAGAAAUCUGGGUCGCUUUUGCAGCUGACCUUCAGGGAUAAUGCUGAUCUGCGCAAAUGUUUCCUCUACCAACUAAGCCAAAAGACAGGUCUGCAGUAUUUUAAAAAUGUUGUGCUGGUUGCUUCUCCCCAAGACCGCUACGUGCCCUUUCAUUCAGCCAGGAUCGAGAUGUGUAAAACCGCCCUCAGAGACAGGCACACAGGCCCUGUUUACGCGGAAAUGAUCAACAACCUACUCCGCCCUCUGGUGGAUGCCAAGGACUGCACUUUGAUCAGACACAAUGUGUUCCACGCCUUGCCCAACACUGCCAACACUCUGAUUGGCCGAGCGGCUCACAUCGCUGUGCUGGACUCCGAGCUCUUCCUGGAGAAGUUCUUCUUGGUGGCGGGACUCAACUACUUCAAGUAG
Messenger RNA from Budorcas taxicolor (takin), 4206 nucleotides. It is a transcript of the gene FAM135B, whose product is annotated as family with sequence similarity 135 member B. The record is from RefSeq and is a predicted model, not a curated record. Lineage: Eukaryota; Metazoa; Chordata; Mammalia; Artiodactyla; Bovidae. The transcript is spliced from 19 exons. The coding region runs from base 1 to 4206 and encodes 1401 amino acids.